CGCUAGGGCCCGCGCACUUUCAGUCGUGUCUCACGACUUGCGCAUAUUCAUUCAUAUUUAAGUUAACUGUAUUUGUUUAUGAUUAAAAAAAAAGUAUAUAAUUGAUUGAUCGAUUUACACGAAGUAUUUAAAUAUUUAAAUACUAAAUAAUAAAUUUAUUUAACGAAUUUUGAAUUUAUCUAUCUAUCAGCACCUAAAGUACAGGGCUGAAUAAAUAAAAAAUAUCCAAGGCCAUAAUCAUUACACAAUGAGUCGUACAGGAUAUACAUGUAUUAGACAUGUCUUUUGCUCGAUGAACGUGCUAGUUUGGUUAUCGGCAUGUGGAAUACUCGGAGCAGUGCUUUGGCUACGAUUAGCCAAUUCAGGACUCGCUAAUUUAGUGCCACAGUAUAACUAUGCAUCUGCUGACACAGUAUUUUUAAUUAUCGGAGGCGUUACAUUUGUCGUGGCGUUCUUUGGAUGUUGUGGUGCAUGGUUUCAAUCCAGAUUUAUGCUUAUAACUUACUUCAGCUUGGUAAUAAUGUUAUUCUUAGCUGAAUUUAUGCUUGGAGCAUUGACCUUUGUUUUUCGUGAACAAGUUUCCAGAAGUGUACAAGAGGAAUUAUUGUUGGGAAUUCAUAAACAUUAUAAUGUAACACGUGAACCUGGUACUCUUCCCGCACUGUGGGAUCAUAUUCAUCAAGGAUUACACUGCUGCGGUGUUCGAGAUUACACAGACUGGUUCCAAAUCGACGCAUGGCCAACAGAAGACCGUGUCCCUGAUUCUUGUUGCAUAAAACGGGAGCGUUACUGCGGACGACUAGACCCGGAGGGCAGGAACAAAGAGUCCUGGUACAAAGAAGGAUGCGCGUCAGCCAUUCAAACGUGGGUUAUACAAAGACUCCACGUGCUCGGAACUGUAGGCUUAAUCGUCGGAUUCCUCCAGCUCUUUGGGCUUGUCACCAGUAUGAUUCUCUUCUGUACCGUGAAACACAAGCGAUCUUCCCACAGCUACAAGAGCUACGACACAAAUGCCAGCUAGGAACGCGCGUGGAUCCCAGCCUACGGGAUCCACGAUAAUUCUAUUGAUGAAACUACUACAUGAGUAUUUUUAUUAUUAAUUUUAUUCCUACAAUAAACAUCCAAAGCCUUCACGAGCUUUACACUUGUGCCAAUGCAUAAGUAUUUACUAAUAAUAAUAAUAACAAUAAUUAUUGUUAUCAUAAAUAAAAUUUUUUUUUCAGAGACUGCAUGUAUUUUUAAAAAUUUUAUUAUUAUUAUUAUUAUUAUUAUUAUUAUUAAUUAAUUAAUUAAUGAGCUUUAAAUUUGGUAAUUACCAAAAAUAUCCAAAGUUGCUUCAUAUAUAUAUGUUUUUUUUUUUUUAAUUAUUAUAUUUUAUAAUUUUAAAAUAAGAGCCAUAAUAACACUGUAAAAAAUUUUAAAAGUGAACACGAUUUAAAUCCGGAGUAAAAGUCACUCCAAAGGGGAAAUCAUUUUAAUAUUAAAACUCUAAAUCGGGGUAAAUGCAGAUUAAAAUAAAAUCCAGACCAUUUCAAAAUCACUGUUCUGAAAAAAAAACUCCGUAUGGGAAGAGAUUUUUUAAAAAAACUCCGAGAGACAGAGGGAAUUCGGAUUUGAAAAAAAUCCGUAAUCACUCCGAUUUUUUGCAGUGUGUUAAUUAUUAAUGUCAAAUAUUUUUGACUGUAUUAAUUGUUGAAAUAAUAGACUAGUAUUAAUAAUAAUUAUGAUGAUUGAAGAAAAAAGUAAAUAUUGUGCCAGUGAAUGUAUGAAAGUAUGUAAGUUAGUAAGAUGAUUAUAUAUAUUUUUGAAGGUUAAUAUGUAGAGUGUAAAAACAAAUAUUUAUUGAUAAUUAUUUGAAACAAUAACUUUAGUUGUAAUUGUAAUUGUAACCAUAGUAAUCACGAUUAUUAUGAGUAAAAAAAAAAAAUUUUAAGACGCAAAGAUUAUUUUUAGUAAGACUAAUUUAUUUUCUUUUAUGGUUUUCAAAGGCUGUUGUGAAAAAAAUAAUUAUCUUUGAUUUAUGAAACCACAAGGCUAAUCCAUAAAUCCAUGAAGAGAAGAAACAAUCUAUGAAAGACAUGUAUAGAAUAUGUGACCGCGAGAUAAAUUAUUUUGUUGACGUAAAUUGUUUAUUUUAUGUUAAUUGUUAGUGUCUAAAAUAUAUAUAACAACUAUUAAUAUAUAUAUAUAUGUAUAUAUAUAUAUAUAUAUAUAUAUAUAUAUAUAUAAUACAUAUGUAGUAAUUGUAUUUAUGUAAUGAGUAAUGAGAUAAUAUAAAAUUUAAAUUUUAAGUUUUGAA
Molecule: messenger RNA, 2299 nt
Organism: Microplitis demolitor
Lineage: Eukaryota; Metazoa; Arthropoda; Insecta; Hymenoptera; Braconidae
Gene: Tsp5D
Product: tetraspanin-9
Exons: 5
Coding region: 248-1021 (257 amino acids)
Cellular component (GO): membrane
Source: RefSeq, a predicted model, not a curated record